UCCGCGCGCACCACCGGUAGCUCCUGUGGCUGCUGCCGGGGCAUCGGGAACCUCCGCCAGGAGUUUUUGCCAUCGUCGGCUGGGAGGAUGAUCGGAAGGUAAAGCCGUCCUUGUACCGGCGAGAGCUGCGUCCGGGCUCCUGCUCGCCUCUCCAAGCCAGAGGAAAACAGCGGUCAAUUGGGAACUGUGCAGGGCACGGCGGGGAAGAAGAGAGCCGGAGCGGGAGAUUGCGCUCCAAACGGGGCUCUUUCCCGACCCCUUUCCGCUAUUCCAGCUGCUGGACUUUUCCAUGAAGCUCCUCCAUGGGCAUAAAGGAGUUCGACCCGGAUCCCGACUUUUGGAUAUGAGGACUCUCCGGACUUAAGAGGGGCUGAGAAGCUGCUGCUGCAGCGGGUGCGAGGGGAAAGGCGGGCGCGCGUGAGGAAGGGGGCGGCGGUGUCUCUCGCCAGCCUCCAGGUGGGCCCCUCAGCCCCCUUCCGCCGGUCUCCGCCAGCCACGCGCACCGAGGGAUCUCCGGGCGUGUUAAUGGUUCCCGGAGUCCUUUGCUCAGUCCCGUUGGUCUUGGGGCGACGGCCCCAAGCUCGCCAUUCCGUUUCUUAAAGAGGGGCUCGCUCGUCGUCUCGGGCUCUGCCUCCCCGACCAAAGCGUUUUCCCUCCUCACUCGGCUGGGAUAGUUAUGGUGUAGCUUCGUCGAGCAGCGCCACUCGGGGUUUCCCCGUUAGUCGCGCCCGCGUUUCCCAGCGUCUGCGGUCUCCCUCGGACUUCGUGACAAAGGAAGUCCCACGCGAGAUGCCGAAAGUUCCUCGACGGCCAAGAGUUCGCGGGGCGACCAAGUGGGGCUAGAAGACCCGAAGUCGCCAAGUGACUUUUGACCGAGGAGAGGGAAACCUGAAGAGACGGCUUUGGACUCCCACAGGGCGGCUCCUCUUGGUGUCGGCUAAGAGCGGGUGGACUGCGGUGCUGUUUACCCUCAGCCCCAAACCCUUCGGCAGACCGCAGGCUCUAUCUUAUCCUUUGGCCUCCCCACACCCCGUCUCUCACACACACACACAGAGAGACACACACAAAUACACACACACAGCCUGUUCCUAGCCAGUUGCUGCAGCGAGGUGACAACCAAGUUGGCACUUACUUCAGGGGUCGUCUAUUAGCGGCAGCCCACCCCCUCGUUGGCACUCUACGCCUGACUUCCCAGCGGAGCCCGCCUUCCUCAGGCCGGCUUCUGUCUCUCGUAUAUUUUCCUCUCUUUUCUUGCUCUCGCGCGCGCGGGCGCACCAACUUCUGUGGCCGCUGCCCGUGUCAAUCCAGGCCAGCCAGAAGAGAGGGCGCGGGACGGGCAGCCUUGCAUAGCUGACGGAGCCUCCGAAUCAAGGGCAGGAGCCGCCGCCGCUGCUGCUCCCCACCGUCCCCUCGCCCGCCUCGCGGUGCCAUGUGGCGGGGCCGGCGUUGGCAGCUGCUGGCGGCGCCGGGAGGGCGGCUUCUGCUCCUGCUGCUGUUCCUGCUGGUCGGACUGAGGGCGCGAGGAGCGCUGGCUAGCGGCGAGUAUUGCCACGGCUGGCAGGAUGGAGCGUCGUGGCGGGAAGGUUUCCAGUGUCCGGAGCAUUUCGACGACGGCGACGCCACCAUUUGCUGCGGCACCUGCGCGCUUCGCUACUGCUGCUCUCGCCCGGAGGUCCGCCUGGAUCAGGGCAUGUGCGACAACGACCGGCAACACGGCGGAGCCGAGCACGGCCGGCCGGAUAAAGACGUGCCAGACAGCGCCGCAGUGCCUAUAUAUGUGCCAUUCCUUAUUGUGGGGUCUGUUUUCGUGGCAUUCAUUAUUCUGGGAUCCCUCGUGGCUGCUUGCUGUUGCCGGUGUCUGCGACCCAAGCAAGAACCACAACAGAGCCGGGCUCCUGGAGGGAAUAGGAUAAUGGAGACAAUCCCCAUGAUUCCAAGUGCCAGCACCUCCCGUGGAUCAUCCUCGCGUCAAUCAAGCACAGCUGCCAGCUCCAGUUCAAGUGCCAACUCUGGUGCCAGGGCUGCCCCCACCAGAUCACAAGCUAACUGCUGCUUACCAGAGGGGACCAUGAAUAAUGUAUAUGUCAACAUGCCAACUAAUUUCUCAGUACUGAACUGCCAACAAGCCACACAGAUAGUGCCUCACCAAGGGCAGUAUUUGCACCCCCAGUACGUGGGGUAUGCUGUGCAACAUGACUCCAUGCCCAUGACCUCUGUCCCACCUUUCCUGGAUAGCCUGCAGAGUGGGUACAGACCAGUUCAGUCGCCAUAUCCCCACAGUAAUAGCGAACAGAAAAUGUAUCCUGCAGUGACUGUGUAAAUCUGAAGAACGGAAGGAAGCAAGAAAUCAAACUAGUCACAAUGACGCAUCAAGCAAAGGAGUAGUAACAACAAACUGUACAAAACAACAAUUUGUAAAUAAUUUUGGAAAGCCUGUGCUUCAGACAGUAUCUAUUCCUGGUUUUCACUGGAUGCAGUAACGAAAAACUGUAUGAAGGUACCUGGAAGUGGUAUUUCUAGGUAAUGCCUCCAUUCCAGUGUAUAAUUUAUAAUGGCUAAGAAUUAUGCUGAAGGAGGCACUGAUACUUCUGUUACCAAACUUGUGUAAAUAAGUGAUUAAAUGCCGCUCAGGUACUUCCCAGUCAGUGGUAUUUGCCUAGUGAAUAGAAGACAUUUUGUAAUGUGACAAGACAAUAUUUUAGGAGUGUCUUGUUUUACCUUUUUUGUCCUAGGUACAAUGACUCUUCAUAUUGCUGUACCGACAAUCAUGCUUCACAGUAGUAGGCUAAAUGGUGCAAUGUUUGUGUCAGUCCUAGGAAUUUAUCGGUUAGCCCAGUGGUAAAAAUGUAGUCAUUCCACUGUAGGAAGUCCAUAUCCAUAUCCUGACAUCGCUCUUCCAUCUCCCUUCUCAUGAGUUCUGCAGCAGUUGAUUUGAGAGAACUUCUGCUGGAGAAUCUGGAGAGCCAUAAAAUCAGACAAAUAAUUUGACUUCAUGUGACAGCUUCAUAUGGUUUCUUUUCCUAACCAUAUAACGUUUAUUUUCCAAUGGACUCGAAGUUUUGAUUUAUAGUCUGGGAUUUAAGGAACUAAAUCAGCCAUGCUCAUUCAGAAACAAGGAAACUGGGAUUUAUUUCAUAACUGCCUUUUCCAAAUAGCAAGUCCUCAUUACUCCAUAAAAGUUGCCUUUCAAAAUGUUCUCACUAAGCAGUCAGCCACUGUGACAUAUCUCCUCAGGAGCAUGAAUACGUCUGUGCAGUCCUUUGGAUUAGGGCCAUGGUCAAUGCAGAAAUAUUAUUUAUCUCAGGCAUUUUCAGAUCAUAGUAAAUUACUUCAAUUAAAAUACCCACGAAGGCUCCAAUAUCUGUUUUACUAAUCUGUGAAUUUCAGUGUUUGCUCACAAAGGCUCCUGCAUGCCUCAAAAACUGCAUUUGGGAAUGUUGGUAACGUGAGAUUUGUGGAUUGUAGCCAAUACUUCAUCCAACAUGUUCGUAACUCUUUUUGUAUUUGAAUGCAAUACAAAAGUCACAAGAAUUAACAUGGACCUGAGAAGGGGGAAUUCCUAUUUAAUAUCAAUAAAAACAGGCCAAAUAGUCACACGCUUGGAAAAUUCUACCCAAGUUUCAACAUUGGAGUUCAGAGGAAGGUUUAAAUUAGCAACCACAAGAAGAAUUAGAAAGUAAAAAUAACAGUAUAAAAAUGUUACAAUGAGAAUGUGACAGUCCACAGACACCCAUGUAAAAACAUUUUUGAUAAAUUGGAUAGUUCUUUAUGAAAGUUAAAAAGUUUAAAUGGCAUUAAAUCAAAACUAUAGUGCCCUGUACCAACUGAUCUCAUUUACAGUAUCUCGUCACCCUAGUAUUACAGUAUAUCUUAUAGAGGCUUAUUAGUAGUGACAUCAUUGUAUUUGAUUAAUAAAUUAGCUCUUAUCUUGAAAAGACCUUUUUGGUCUGAAUAGAUCAAUUUGGCUUAAAAAUAUGAAGUGCUUAGGAGCUAACUGGAUUAAAUUCAAUAUCAUCUCAGAGGUAGAUUUAAAUUUUCCUAGCUGAAACGAAAGUUGAUGGUCUUGGGCUGCAAUCCUUUAUAUACAGAAUUAGAAGUAAGUCCAGUUUGACAUCAGUUAGGCUUCCUUCUUAGUGCAUAGAGCUGCACUUUCUCAUCCUAAAAUUCAUUGCACAUGUCCUGCAACUUCGGUGAAAAUCAGGUGAAUGUUUUGUUUAUUUGUUUGGGGAAAAAAAAGUUAAAAUCGAAAGUAUUAUAGAAACUAAUUUACAACUACUUGGGAGAAAUGCUUUUCAUUGAGAAAUGUAUGAAUGUGAGAAAGUUCAUUGUGUAUUUGUUGAUUUAGAUUAAACAUAUGAUAAAGGAUUGAAUUAUGGAAUUGAAAUGGUUUCUGAUUGUCACAAUAGUGAUAUACAAUAGAAGAAUAGCAUGUGUGAGAAUAAAUGGAACUUAGUAAAUGGCUCAACACUUAGCAGAAAUUAAAAUCUUCCUAAGGAUGCACAAUAUAGUACUUAAGAACUGUGUGAUACAGCAAGAAAAAAAGAAACAUUAAAAGGUAUGAGUGAUGAAUGCAUGUUAUUGAAUAUGAAAGUGAGUGACCAGUAUGAAUGUAGUAUAUUAUUGUGGUAUGUACAGAUAGUGAGAAUUAAUGAGGAUGCAAUUGCAGAAUGAACUCUGAAGUAAGAAUGAUUGGUUGAGAGAAAGGCUAAGACCUACAAAAUUGUCUUAGGUUUGAAUUGAUGAGAUUUUCAGAAAAAUAUGAAGUAUAAGGAACAAAAGGCAAUGUAUGAAGCAAUGUAUGAAUAUGAAAAGCAAGCAAGGAUGGUAUGCAAACAUAGAAAAGCCUGGAGAUGUUAAAUGAAUAGUAUUGGUGUAAGCGAAUUUUUAGUUGUGUUUCCUUUUUUUAUGUAAUUCUUUUAAUCUUUUUGAUUUAUAAGGUCUUUUCUGUGCUCUGCAUAAUUUGCUAACCCUGAAAGGGAAUAACAUAAUGUGUAUGUAUGUAUAUACAGGGAAAUGCUUUGAGUUGUAAUAAAAAUGAUUUGUGAUGUGGUGUUUUAUAUGUCAUGUAAAAUAAGUAAAAUAUUGUUAAUGUUCGGUUUAAUUUUUAAAAAUUUCUUAAAAGAGCAUUUGAGUGAUUCUUACAAGUGAAAAAAAUCUUUUGUUUCAUAAUAAAUAUUUUA
Messenger RNA from Ahaetulla prasina, 5180 nucleotides. RefSeq names its product shisa family member 2 (gene SHISA2). Gene Ontology annotation, biological process: negative regulation of fibroblast growth factor receptor signaling pathway; negative regulation of Wnt signaling pathway. The transcript has 2 exons. Bases 1430 to 2320 code for a protein of 296 amino acids. Lineage: Eukaryota; Metazoa; Chordata; Lepidosauria; Squamata; Colubridae. Gene Ontology annotation, cellular component: endoplasmic reticulum. The record is from RefSeq and is a predicted model, not a curated record.